AUGGCGAUAGACUCGAGUGGACGGGGGUUCACGCUAACUUUAUUCGUGUUUUCUUGUGUUUUCGCGGGCAGCCGGGCCGAGGCGGCGGUUUCAGAGUCGAGAGGCACCACUCGGAUACUCGGCAUGAGGCUGGAGAGGAGCGACAGACCCGCCGGGACCACCGAGGCGGGCGUUAUUCAGGUGACCGAGGGCAGCGACAUCCUCUUCAGGGUCUACGGGCUCCACUUGUUCCCGAACAGCUCGGAGCUCAUCACGUUCAUGGAGCUGUACUCCAGUGACAAAGAGGACGACGCUUUCGGCUCGGUCGUGGUCUCCUUCAAUAGAACUUGUCCCGAACACACGAAGGAUAUCGUAGUGAAGGGGCCCAUGGUGGUGAGCAACCAGAACACCACCGGGGUGGUCAGCCUCAGCAUCAAGCAGCUCCGCAAGAGCGAAGUGGUCAAAGUGUUCGGCUUGUGCGUCCGCGACGCGCAGGACCAGAGGUGGUACCUGCUGGACGACAAGGACGGCAGGCUGCGGGUGGUGGAGGAGAAGAAGUCCCUGUUGCCCAUCUGGCUGCAGGUGAUCCUCAUCUCCUUCCUGCUGGUGCUGUCCGGCAUGUUCAGCGGGCUCAACCUGGGGCUGAUGGCGCUGGACCCGAUGGAGCUGCGCAUCGUGCAGAGCUGCGGCACCGAGAAGGAGAAGAAGUACGCGCGGAAGAUCGAGCCCAUUCGCAGGAAGGGCAACUACCUGCUGUGCUCCCUGCUCUUAGGGAACGUCCUGGUCAACACGACCCUCACCAUCCUCCUGGACGACCUGAUCGGCUCGGGGCUGGGCGCCGUGGUCGCCUCCACCAUCGGCAUCGUGAUUUUUGGCGAGAUCGUCCCUCAGGCGCUGUGCUCCCGCCACGGCCUGGCCGUCGGGGCCAACACCAUCCUGGUCACCAAGUUGUUCAUGCUGUUGACUUUCCCUCUGUCCUGGCCCAUCAGCAAGAUCCUGGACUGCGUGCUGGGCCAGGAGAUCGGCACCGUGUACAACCGGGAGAAGCUGGUGGAGAUGUUAAAGGUGACGGAGCCCUACAACGACCUGGUCAAAGAGGAGCUCAACAUGAUCCAAGGAGCGCUGGAGCUCCGGACCAAAACAGUGGAGGAUGUCAUGACCCCAGUCAACAACUGCUACAUGAUCCACAGCGACGCCGUGCUGGACUUCAACACCAUGUCUGAGAUCAUGGAGAGCGGAUACACCAGGAUACCCGUGUACGAGGACGAGCGCUCCAACAUCGUGGACAUCCUGUACGUCAAGGAUCUGGCCUUCGUGGACCCGGACGACUGCACCACCCUGAAGACCAUCACCAAGUUCUACAACCACCCGGUCCACUUUGUCUUCCAUGACACCAAGCUGGACUCCAUGCUGGAGGAGUUCAAGAAAGGAAAAUCCCACCUGGCCAUUGUCCAGAAGGUGAACAACGAGGGGGAGGGAGAUCCUUUCUACGAGGUGCUGGGCCUGGUCACUCUGGAAGACGUCAUCGAAGAAAUCAUUAAAUCUGAGAUUCUGGAUGAAUCAGACCUUUACACUGAUAACCGCACCAGGAAGAAGGUGGCUCCCAACAAGAACAAGAGAGACUUCUCGGCCUUCAAACACGAGAGUGAAUCCAAAGUGAAGAUCUCUCCUCAGCUGCUGCUGGCCGCCCAUCGCUUCCUGGCUACAGAGGUGAGCCUGUUCAGCCCGUCUCAGGUCUCAGAGAAGGUGCUGCUGCGAAUCCUGCGUCAUCCCGACGUGAUCCAGGAGAUCAAGUUCAACGACAGCGACAGGCGCUCGCCCCACCACUACGUCUACCAGAGGGGCAAGCCCGUCGACUACUUCGUUCUCAUCCUGCAGGGUCGAGUGGAGGUGGAGGCGGGGAACGAGAACAUGAAGUUUGAGACCGGACCUUUCUCCUUCUAUGGUGUCAUGGCGCUGAGUGCUCCCACCCUGGAGUUCCGUUCACCGUCCCACCUCAGCGGCUUGAACCGAACGGCCUCCCUGAGCGGAGCCGACCGGACCGAGUCGCUCUCCGUCAGCGGCAGCAACAGCCAGCUCAACAGCAGCAUCCCCUCGCAGCAGUACACGCCCGACUUCUACGUCCGAGCCCUCACCGACCUGCAGUUUGUCAAGAUCACCCGGGCUCAGUACCAGAACGGCCUGAUGGCGUCCCGUCUGGACAGCACGCCUCAGUCCCCAGAGAGCGGCCACAACGCCACCCGGCUGGAUCAGACGACUCCCCCCGCCACCGCCAACACCACCAUCGCGGACCUGGGAGCCGACUCCACCCCGACGGAGAACGGGCCCGACGAGACCACGCUCCUCCUCCUCAACGAGCAGAACUCGCCGCACACAGCCAACCACCACAGCCAGCUGGAGAACAGCGUCUGACCCCGAGCCCAUCCUCCACACUCCAGUUUGCACACAUGCACUGCUGCGCUCAUGUACGCCGAGGAGGGGAGGGUUGGUGUCGGUGUGAGUGGGUGGGAAUGCAGGACGAGCCGUGGGACGGCUGACAACAGGCCCAAAGAGACACGCCAUGUGCGCACAUAUUGUGUACAUAUGCAAGGAUCCAGCAAAGCACACACACACUAAACCACACACUGAUGAGGCAAAACACCGACGCACGGGUUCAGGCGGGAGCAGCGGUGAGCUGUGAGGAGACAGCCAGCAGCAGUGUGUGCAGCGCGCCGUGCUUUGCCUCAUCAGUGUACGGACACACACCACGAGUGUAUCGUGGAAGCUCGCCACGUCUCCACCAUGAACGGACCAUCGCUAACCCCACAGCCCCCUGUGUG
Stegastes partitus (bicolor damselfish) is the source of this 2798-nucleotide messenger RNA. It is a transcript of the gene cnnm4b, whose product is annotated as metal transporter CNNM4. The record is from RefSeq and is a predicted model, not a curated record. Gene Ontology annotation, cellular component: plasma membrane. Bases 1 to 2391 code for a protein of 796 amino acids. Gene Ontology annotation, molecular function: magnesium ion transmembrane transporter activity; sodium ion transmembrane transporter activity. Gene Ontology annotation, biological process: magnesium ion homeostasis; magnesium ion transport. The transcript has 7 exons. NCBI's taxonomy places the organism in Eukaryota, Metazoa, Chordata, Actinopteri, Pomacentridae.